This is a messenger RNA of Cricetulus griseus (Chinese hamster), 1071 nucleotides long. Lineage: Eukaryota; Metazoa; Chordata; Mammalia; Rodentia; Cricetidae. The record is from RefSeq and is a predicted model, not a curated record.
CCAGCUGUCUCUGACCAUCUGUUGCUGUCUGUCACAGGCCUCUCUUCUGUAUGCUAUCCUGUUUGUCAAGCCCAGCUCGGAGGCUCUAGGUUUCCAUGACAACAAGAAGCUUGGAGGAUCUGGAUGGGGGCUUGGGCAGCUGUCUCCCCAGCGAUGACCUCCCAUUACUGGAGGAGCUACACUCAGGCCGGCGGCCAGGCAGCAAGGCACAAGGGGCAUCCAGGCAAGCUGACUCUGGUAGCUGGACACAUGUCCUCCAGGACCCAGGGACCCCUGGCUCUGCAGAGAAAAAGAUCGCUGCCAAGGAGGGCCCAGGAACCAGCAAAGGGACGCCGAAAGCUGAGACAAGUGCCCGGAGUGUUCCUGCGCGUAGUAGGUGGCAGGCUGCGCCUCCCCUGAACCCGCCGCCGCCGCCACCGCUGUCUCUGAGCGACAACCUGCCCUGGGGAGACCUGACACUCAACAAGUGCCUGGUGGUGGCCUCGCUGGUGGCGCUGCUGGGCUGGGUUCUCCAGCUGUGUCAGAAUGCAGUGGCUGGGGAGGUGGUGGUUGCUGCCCCUCAGCAGUGGGUCCCGCCCAGUGUUCCACCCAAGAAGCCAGAAGUGUCCCUGCUUAAGCCCCUGCUCUCGGUGCCCCCAUCGGGGCCUCCUGAGCCCAAGUCUGGGCCACCCGGAGCCCAGGCGCUGCAGCAGGACAAGUCCGAGGCUACAGAGGGAUCCGAGCAGGAAGCCUCUGGGGAGAAGCGCGCCCCCCUUGGGGACCGAGGGUCCCAGGAGAGGCUGCAGAAGGAGAAACCAAGGAAAGGAGAGAAGCUGAAGAAGGAGAAGCCGAGGAGGGACAAGCCCAUGACGGACGAGAGGCCGCGGGCCACCAGGGAGCCCCGCCAAUCCCUGCCCCGGCGCUGGACGCGGGACUCCAGGGAACUCAAGCAUGAGAAGCGGCAGACCUGGGCUCUCCGGCGACGCCAUGACGGUGACGACCGGUCUAGACAGAAGCCCCACGGGGGCAAGGGGCGCGACUGAUCCCGCCUCCCUCCAGCACCAGCCAAUAAAACCCGUGCUUCGACAGCCA